CAGAGCUUGCUGCUGGUCGGUGGCCCCGCCGAAAUGGGCAAUUGGGACGGCACGAAGGCCGUGCCGCUGGAGUGGUCUGAGGGCGACAACUGGACAGCCAAGGUCUCCCUGCCUGCCGGUGCGUCUGCGGAGUACAAAUACAUCAUCAAGCGUAAGGAUGGCCUGGAUUGGUGCCCGGGGCAGAACAAGGCGGUCGCGCUGCCUGCUGCGGUGGCCGUCGAGGUCAGCGACUCGUGGGAGCACUCGACCAACACCAUGGCCGUGACCGGUGCGGGUGACUCAACAUCACCUUUGAGGCGAUGCCCGGGGCAUGCACGGAUGCUCUGGUGGAGGUGGACGAAGCGCGGAAGGCGCGGACCGCAGGUGCGAGUCAUACUGGCGGUUGGUAUUGGCGGUGGUGACGCGGCGAGCGAGGUGGCAACGUGGUGCCAGCCGAGGUGUGACUUGAACACGAAGGAGCUGUGACACAAGUGGACGAGCUGAAAUUCAGCUGGUGCACGUGCGAAUGCGAAUUCAUAAUUUACACACAGGGCCCUGUGGUGGGCGCCGGACAGGGUGCGGCCGCGUAAACGACGCCGGAAGGUUCUCCGACUCUGACACGAUUGUAAUCAUUCAUAUGG
Messenger RNA from Chlamydomonas reinhardtii, 620 nucleotides. RefSeq lists its product as uncharacterized. NCBI's taxonomy places the organism in Eukaryota, Viridiplantae, Chlorophyta, Chlorophyceae, Chlamydomonadales, Chlamydomonadaceae. The record is from RefSeq and is a predicted model, not a curated record. Bases 34 to 465 code for a protein of 143 amino acids. The transcript is spliced from 2 exons. Gene Ontology annotation, cellular component: membrane. Gene Ontology annotation, molecular function: starch binding.